Messenger RNA from Pipistrellus kuhlii (Kuhl's pipistrelle), 1313 nucleotides. Its product is annotated as protein TASOR-like. Lineage: Eukaryota; Metazoa; Chordata; Mammalia; Chiroptera; Vespertilionidae. Gene Ontology annotation, biological process: protein localization to heterochromatin; negative regulation of gene expression, epigenetic. The record is from RefSeq and is a predicted model, not a curated record. Gene Ontology annotation, molecular function: chromatin binding. Gene Ontology annotation, cellular component: nucleoplasm; heterochromatin.
AAGGUACCUGGCCUGGUGACUUUAAAGAAGCUCCCCUGCGUUAGUUUUGCUGGUGUUGAUAGUCUGGAUGAUGUUAAAAAUCAUACAUACAAUGAAUUAUUUAUAUCUGGAGGUUUUAUUGUUUCUGAUGAAUCCAUUCUAAAUCCAGAAGUUAUCACAAUUGAAAACCUUAAAAAUUUUUUGACAUUCCUUGAGGAACUUAGUACUCCAGAAGGAAAAUGGCAAUGGAAAGUCCACUGUAAGUUUCAGAAAAAACUAAAGGAACUGGGCAGAUUGAAUGCUAAAGCUCUAAGUCUGUUGACGCUUCUGAAUGUCUAUCAGAAGAAACAUCUGGUUGAAAUUUUGUCUUACCACAAUUGCGAUUCACAAGCUCGAAAUGCUCCAGAAUUGGACUGCCUCAUUAGACUUCAGGCUCAGAAUAUACAGCAACUACACAUUGUUUUUUUAACAGAAAAGAAUAUCCAGAUGCCCUCAAGUUAUACAGACAGUGGAAUAGUAGUUGCAUCUGCUGCAGCUUUUAUGCAAAACUUUAAAGAUCUCGUGGGCUAUCACAACUUGGUCACAGAAGAAAACCUUCCACUGCUUGGUGCUAAUGAGAAUCUUGAGUCGCAGUCAGCUCUUUUAGAAAACGAUGAAAAGGAUGAAGAGGAUAUGUCUCUGGAUUCAGGGGAUGAAAUCUCACAAAUAGAAGUGUACAGCAGUUCAGAAAUAUUGGCGAAAGAGACCAAAGGAUCACGUGGAACAGAUCAAAAUAAGAAUAUUCAAAUUGAGUUGCAGUCUUCUCUUGACGUGCAAAAAAGUUUAUUAGAAGAUAAGACUUAUCAAAUUGAUUCUGAAGAGAGAGCUUCUAUUGAUGUAAGCUCUGAAGGACAGAACAAUUCAGCUGAACAAGAUUCAUAUAGCAACUUUCAGGUUUAUCAAAAUCAAUUAAAUAUGUCCCAUCAGUGUAGUCAUUUUAAUGCUCUCACUCACCAGACAUUUUUGGGAACACCAUAUGCCCUUUCAUCAAGUCAGUCUCAAAGUGAAAAUUACUUUUUAUCUGCUUAUUCUGAAAGGUUGGGGGGAAAAUGACUUUCCAGGCCAUCUUCAAAAGAAAAAUAAUUACAGUAACUUUUUUUUUUUUUUACAUAGGUUGUUAAUGGACUUUUUCUGUUUCUUAAAAGUGAAUUAACAAUUUAUAUUUCAUUCUUUAAGCAAGAGGUUUCUGUCCUUACUGAAAUGUUUCCCCCCUUUUAUUUAAAUCAUGAUGGCCUGUAACCGUUAAAGCAUAUGGAAAUUGAAAUAAAUAUAUAUAUAUAUAUAUAUAUUUUUAA